Molecule: messenger RNA, 1155 nt
Organism: Naegleria fowleri
Lineage: Eukaryota; Heterolobosea; Eutetramitea; Acrasida; Naegleriidae
Exons: 1
Coding region: 1-1155 (384 amino acids)
Source: RefSeq, a predicted model, not a curated record
AUGAAAAGAUGUCUCUCAGACAGUGAAUGCUCAACAAGCCAUGAUGAUGAUGAUGACUUGAUGCCACAUCAUGAUGAAACUAAAAAGAGAAAAAUUACUUCCGAGUUUCCAUCGACGCCUCAAGAAAAAUCAAUUUUACAAUUCCAUCCUACUCAACAACAAGUCAAAGUAAUUUUAAUUGAUUUUGUAAUUCAGAGAGUUCGUGGUGAUGAUGAGGCAAAACAAGAAUGUUUUGAAAAUAAUUUCCUUUUUGGGCAUUUAAAACACAAAUUAAUGAACCAAAAAAGGCUUGAGGCAUUCUCUUUACAGUUCAAACUCACCUCAUGUAUGAUUGAUCAUUUACACAGUCCUGUUGAGAUCAAAAUUUCCAAUAAUCACAAUUGUAUUUUAAUCUCUGAUUAUGAUUUGUCUUCUAUUUGUGUUUUUGAUUUGAAGACUUUGGAACUCGAGAUGACUUGGCCACUUUUUUCAAAUUAUUUCUGUAUUGAAUAUGAUUAUAACGAACGUGGAAAUGAUGCUCUUCUGAUUCCACUUUCAAAUGACCAAUCAAGAGUUUACAAAUUUGAUUUGAGAAAUUUAUUAAGUCGUCACUGCUCAAAAACAACUUUUAAUUCUCUUUGGAAAUCAGAACCAAUCGAUAGCGCUCACGGAAUUGCUGUGUUGAUGAAUUCAUCACCAUGCAGAACGGGAAAUCAGGUUUUUGUUUGCAAUCAUGUAUCAAACUGUAUUCACAUUCUUCGUUCAGAUUCAGGAACAUGCAUUCAAAAAAUUGAAAUUUCUCAUCCAACAGCAAUUGCAUUCUCUGCUGAUUCAGAUUUGAUUGUUUCUGAAGCAUUUAUUGAUCAAAAGAUUACAAUAAUGAAAAGAAAUGCAGAAAAUAACUCAUGGGUUGUUGUCAAACAACUUGGAGGUAAGAAUGGACAUUCAUCAUUUCGUUAUCCUGUGGCUGUGAUGUGUGACAUGGUCAACAACAACUUUUUUGUAGUGGAUGCUUUGAACAAUAGAAUUCAAGUUUUUUCACAAAAUGGUGUGUUUAUCAAGUCCUUCGAUCAACUAAACAAACCAAGCUCUGCCUGUAUUAAUGAAAGGAAUGGAGAAUUGUAUGUUUGUGAGAUUGGCUGUAACAACAAUCAGAAAGUACAGAUUUUCAGGUAA